Messenger RNA from Coffea arabica (coffee), 2574 nucleotides. RefSeq lists its product as uncharacterized. Lineage: Eukaryota; Viridiplantae; Streptophyta; Magnoliopsida; Gentianales; Rubiaceae. Gene Ontology annotation, molecular function: RNA-DNA hybrid ribonuclease activity; nucleic acid binding. The record is from RefSeq and is a predicted model, not a curated record.
AUGCACCCUAAUAAAGCACCAGGAACGGAUGGUAUGUCUCCUCUAUUUUUUCAACACUAUUGGGAUAUUAUCAAGAUUGAUGUGGUAGCAGCUAUUAAGAGUUUCUUUCAUACUGGGCAUUUGCUCAAAGCUGUGAAUGAUACUAUUAUUUCGUUGAUUCCAAAAGUUGAUUCUCCUGAAUCUGUGGUGCAUUUUAGACCUAUUAGCUUGUGUAAUGUCCUGUAUAAAAUUAUUUCUAAAAUUAUAGCUAAUAGAUUGAAAGGGGUCUUGCAUCAUUGUAUUAGUCCCUCUCAGUCCGCUUUUAUCCCAGGCCGUCAAAUCCUUGAUAAUGUAGUAGUUGCACAUGAAAUCCUGCAUUUUUUGAAAAAUAGGAGAAAGGGAAGGGUAGCAUUUAUGGCUCUUAAACUGGACAUGUCCAAAGCUUACGAUAGAGUCGAAUGGAAAUUUGUGGGGAGAGUUAUGAUGAAAAUGGGGUUUUGUCCAAUUUUUGUAAGAUGGAUCAUGUCUUGCCUAUCUACUGUGACUUACUCCUUCAACUUAAAUGGGCAAAAGGUAGGCUGUGUUCAACCGAGUAGAGGGCUUAGGCAAGGAGACCCUCUAUCACCGUAUUUGUUUAUUAUAUGCGCUGAAGGUCUUUCAUGUUUGAUCGACAAAGCUAUGAUGAACAAGGAAAUAACAGGGAUCAAAAUAUGCAAGGAUAGUCCGAUGGUUUCUCACCUCUUUUUUGCAGAUGAUUCUCUACUAUGCUGCCAAGCAACCAAGCAGGAGGCGAGGAAGGUCAAAAGCAUCUUGGAAAGAUAUGGUCAAGCAUCCGGACAGGUGGUAAAUUUUGAAAAGUCAGCUAUCUUCUAUAGCAAAAAUACCACUGAUCAAAGGAAGAAUGGAGUGAGGGAGGAAUUAGAUAACAUCAAAGAGGCAAGGAACGGAACCUAUCUGGGACUCCCAAUGGCAAUUGGAAGAUCAAAGACACAGGUCUUUGCAUUUGUCCAGAACAAAAUCAGUAACAAGUUGCAAGAUUGGAAACAAAAACUUUUGAGUCAAGGAGGGAAAGAAAUUCUGGUCAAAUCAGUGAUUAUGGCUAUGCCAACAUAUGUGAUGGCUUGCUUUAGACUUCCAAGGGGUUUGUGUAGACAAAUCACAGGUAAAAUAGCGAGAUUCUGGUGGAGAAAGGGAGAAAAGGGCUCCUGCGUACAUUGGGCAAGCUGGAAGAAGCUUUCAGAAGUUAAGGGAAGAGGAGGUUUAGGUUUUAGAGACUUGGAGGCCUUCAACACUGCCUUAUUGGCAAAACAAAUUUGGAGAUUCUUAAUGGCUCCAAAUUUGUUAGUAAGUAAGGUAAUGAAGGCGAAGUAUAUGAGAGAUGAAAAAUGGAUGGACAAGAAUCCAGUCUCUUCAGCCUCAUGGUGUUGGAAGAGUAUUCAUAGUGCAGCCUCUUUUCUGUAUGAUGGUCUUUGGAAAAGAAUUGGAGAUGGUAGCGUGAAAUCUGGUUAUGCUGUUGCAAGGCAACAGGAAGGAAAAGCAGGUAGAAGGACAGGCCAAGAAGCAGAAACAAGUUGGGAGAUACGAAAGCGAAAUGUGUGGAAGCAGUUAUGGCAUUUGAAGGUGAAGGCCAAACUAAAACACUUCAUGUGGAAGUGCUUACAAAACUGUCUGCCAGUUAAUGAACAGCUAUCGAAAAGGCUACACAGAGGGGAAGGCAGAUGUGGUUGCUGUGGUGAAGACAUGGAAACCAUUGAGCAUUUGUUCUUCUUCUGUGACAAGGCUGUGGAAGCAUGGAAGCUAGCACCAGUCAGGUGGGAUGGAUUAAUGGGUAUGCAAUAUAACUUUUGGCUAUGGUGGGAACAAGUCACACAAUCGCUGGCACUGAAUCAAGGUCAGGAGAGAGUUAGUCUUACUAUUAAUAUCCUUUGGCAAAUUUGGAAAGCCAGGAACAAAAAUUUUUUUGAAAAAGUCAACCAGGAUCCAGUAAGAAUCGUAAGGAAAGCACAAGAUGAAUGGCUUGAGUUCGAACAGGUAAGGAAUACAGACCAGAUGGAGAGUACAGGGAAGAUGAAUGAUGCCUUACCUACCAGGAGGGUGCGGACAAGGAAGGAAGAGAUAAGGUUGUAUACUGAUGCUACGAUAUCAGCUAAACGAGUCAGGACUGGACAAGGGAUUAUAGCAAGGAAUUGGAAAGGACAGCUUUUGAAAGCAAAAGGAAUUGUCACACAGGGAAAGGGAUCGGCAAGUGAAGUGGAAGCUCGGGCUGUGAGAAAUGCUCUGCUGAUGGCUACCCAAGCAGGUUGGACAAAAAUUAUAGUCCAUACAGACUGCAAAUCAGUGGUUGAGCAUAUUACUAAACGCAAGGAGUUUGACUACACGACUGCAGCGAUCUUAGAAGAUGUGCAGGAACUUAGUCUUGCUUUUGAAAAAUGUUCCUUUGUGUUUAUACCCAGAACUGAAAAUCAAAUCAGCCAUCAAUUAGCACAAUAUGCUGUGAUGCUUGUACAUGACAUUGAAUGGGAGAAUGAUUUCCCAAUAUGGCUGACUGAAUUAGCUAGGACAGAGAUGAGGGUAGUAUCCCCUUUUUGUAACUAA